GUCUGUGAUACUGGCUCGUCAUUCAAUUUGGAUAACGUCGAGGUUUUUGUCGACGGAAACCAAAUUACAAUAAACAAUCCUGCAAUCAGCUUCUCAACAACCAAGCGGAUGAUUGGAGCAAAAGCAGAUGUUGUUAUUCAUCAGUACAUGAAGCCUGGUAUGAUAGAUGACGACCAUAAGGAAGUUUUCGUAGGACCAAUGAAGCUUUGCAUCUUGACCAAGGCGACCUUGAAAGAAAGCAUGCGACGUGAAUCCAUCUGUGAGCAGGACGUGAUUCUGGAACAAUCAGACGACUUUCUCGCCUAG
Ostertagia ostertagi is the source of this 306-nucleotide messenger RNA. The record is from the annotation of a GenBank genome assembly. NCBI's taxonomy places the organism in Eukaryota, Metazoa, Nematoda, Chromadorea, Rhabditida, Trichostrongylidae.